AUGGCGCCAAAUAGGAUUCUCAAGCACUUCAAUCGGACUCUCGCGGUCGCAGUCACCGUAGUCGCCAUCUCGACCUUCAACUAUGGCUUCGACAACGCGGGCUACUCCACGACGCAGGCAAUGGACGCCUUCCAGAAGCAGUUUGGCGACCAGGAUCCGACAACCGGAAAGUGGAAGAUUCCUCCUACUUGGUUAUCGUUGUUCAACAGUCUCAACUACAUCGGGUUUGCCGCUGGCGUCAUCAUCGGCAGUCUCGUCAGUGCCCGUUGGGGUCGUCGCUGGUGCAUGUUUGGCAUGAGUGCCUGGGCAGUAAUUCCGGCAACGAUCGCUUUGACUUCAUCCACCAGAGAGCAAAUAAUGGCCGCACGUAUUCUCAACUACAUCUACGUUGGGAUGGAGUUGGCAGUGGUGCCAGUUUACCAAUCAGAAAUCGUGCCAUCCGAGAUUCGAGGAUUCGCUGUUGGGUCCUACCAGUUUAGUCUUAUGGACAGAGUUGAAGAAGCCCACGCAUCGCUCAAGAAACUCCGAGUCGGUACGAUCACGGACGUCGAAAUCGACGAACAGUUUGCUGCUUUACAGUACGCUCUGAAACAGGAGGUCGAACAAGGGAAAUACUGGGAGUUGUUCAAAGGCGUCAACUUGAAGAGGACUGCCGUGGUCAUGGUUAUGAACUUCUUCCAACAAGCUACUGGUCAGGCGUUCGCAUCGACCUAUGGAGCAAUCUUCAUCAAGGAUAUCGGAACCGUCAAUCCUUUCACCAUGACCAUUGUCAACGCAAUUGUCAAUCUGGUCAUGGUGUUCAUUGGUCUUUACCUAACUGAUCGCGUAGGAAGACGGCCUCUCCUUCUCAUCGGCGCUGUCUUGCAGUUUGCAGCCAUCGUGACCAUGGGCUCCCUCGGCACAGUUUCGGAUCCAUCAUUUGCCGUCAAGACAGGCAUUGUGGCGAUGCUGACCGUCUUCGCGGCGUCCUAUGUCUUGGCAUGGGCACCCCUCAACUAUGUCGUGUCGACCGAGAUCCCUGCCCUGCGCCUCCGCGACGCCUCCCAGAGAACAGCCUCGAUGGUCAAUGUCUUGGCCAACUUCCUCGUCAACUUCAGCAUUCCCCACCUACUUUACACUCCAGGCGCCGGACUUGGUUCCAAGGUCGGAUUCAUCUUCGCAGGCAUCCUUGUUCUUGCGUUUGUCUUUACAUGGUUCUGCAUCCCGGAGUGCAAGGGCAAGUCACUCGAGCAGAUUGACCGGAUGUUCAACGAGGGCGUCCCGCUGCGCAAGUUUGGCAAGUACAAGCCGGAGGACAUGUACCAGGCGUCUACGGAGGAUGGGGAGAAAGCUGGCGUGAUCGUCACGGCGCGGCACGAGGAGAAGGCGUGA
Molecule: messenger RNA, 1371 nt
Organism: Colletotrichum chrysophilum
Lineage: Eukaryota; Fungi; Ascomycota; Sordariomycetes; Glomerellales; Glomerellaceae
Exons: 4
Coding region: 1-1371 (456 amino acids)
Biological process (GO): carbohydrate transport; transmembrane transport
Cellular component (GO): membrane
Molecular function (GO): carbohydrate:proton symporter activity
Source: RefSeq, a predicted model, not a curated record